UGUGGAAGCGCUCCUGCCGCCAGUGCUUUACCUGUGACUUCAGCACAACACAAGAGGAGGAACGGAAGGAGAAAACUCAUGCAGGACUGAAACAUGGGCUGGCCUGCUUCCAUCACAUUCACACUCUUAAAAGACUGAAGGAUCUCCAGCGGAGCUCACAGCACACACGAGGAUCCGCGAUGCUCUGGACACCUCCGAGCCUCCUGCAGACCAUCACAAUCACUUCAACUUCUAACGCCGAGACAACUUCAGCACAAAGCGCACCUGGAUGUGCUCCAUCCUCAGAUAUGUCAGCCCGUCAUGUUUGGACGUGUUCUACAUUCAUGAAUUGUUCUUAAACAUUGUUUUGCGGGUGCGUGUGAAUGAAGCUCUUCAUUCAUUGAUUAUUGAUCGAAUCAUUGAAUUAAGCUGCGAUCUAGUGAAAGACUCACUUAAAAAAAAAAAAUAGAAAUAGAAAACUCCAACUCAAAGAACUGCUCGUAUAGUAAAAUAAAGAGCUUUAUUGAUCUUUGUAUCUGGAACAUUCGUCUUUGACAAUCGAUUUUGAGAGACGAGGAAACAAAACGAAAAGAACAAUAAAAAGUGGAAGGACUUUGGAGAGGAAGAGCGCGUCCGUGCGCAUUUAUCUGGGACAUUAUCAUACCCAUCCGCUUUUUCCUCUUCAUCAUCAUCUCUCUUGUGCUGAGUAAAAUGAAAGUUUGGACUUUUCUCCAGUGUCUCGCCAUCCUGCUCGUCCUGUGUGUAGGAUCAGACUGCGGGACGGUCCUGAGAAAGACCCGGUCCAAACGCGAGUUGGUAAAGAUCAGAGAAGCCAAAGCGGUCUUCCCGGGGGCUUGUGCCACCCGGCUUCCCCGGGGCAAGCGCUCCCUGCCGGCGCUGGACCGCCGGCUCCCCCGCCAGCGCCGCCGCUCCUCUCCGGUGGAGGAUGCGAGCUCCUCUCGGGGAAAAGCCGUUUAUUUUACCGGCAGAGGGGACCAGCUGAGACUCAAGCCCGGUGUGGAGAUACCAAAGGGCAAUUUCACCCUCCAGAUGUGGGUCAAAGCUGAGGGUGGGCAGCGUUCCCCUACCGUCAUAGCUGGUCUCUUCGACAAAUGCUUCUACGCCUCCAGUGAUCGUGGAUGGCUGUUGGGAAUUAAAGCUGUGAGUGAACAGGGAAACCGUGACCCACGUUUCUUCUUCUCCCUUAAAACGGAUCGAGCACACAAAGUUACCUCCAUUCACUCGAAUGCCCGCUACUUGCCCAACCACUGGGCCCAUGUAGCUGUGACUUACAAUGGCCUCUAUAUGAAGUUGUAUGUCAAUGGUGCUCAGACAGCUGUCAGCCGGGAACAGUCAGGUGAUGUCUUCAGUCCACUUACUCAAAAGUGUAAGGUGCUGAUGGUGGGUGGAAAUGCCUUGAAUAAUAACUACAGAGGCUCCGUGGAGCGUGUUGGUUUGUGGCGACAGGCUCUCUCUCAGAGGCAGAUCGUAAGGGACAUGCGUGGACACGAGGACCCUGAGGACCUGGUUGACCUGGUGAUCCGGGAGACAUUUGAACACCCAGCACGUAAAUGGCUGGCUGUGAAGGAUGGCAGCUUCCCGAUACCAGAUGAAGGUCCUCGUGCAGGGUUGGGGUCUUUAGACACCACCCUGGAGCCUCCAGCUUGUGGCCAGAUGGUGUGUGAUAACACAGAAGUGGUGCGCAACUACAAUCAAUUCUGGAGCUUCCGUCACCCCAAAACUGUACGAUACCGUGUUGUAAACGUGUUUGACGACUCUCAGCGCAAACCCACCGUCACAGAUCAGCAGAUUCAUCUGCAACAUCAACAUUUGAAUGAAGCCUUUAGCAUGUACAACAUCACCUGGGAGUUGACUGUGCACAAUGUAAGCAAUUCCUCUUUGUAUAACCGUCUGGUACUCGCCAACUGUGACAUUAGUAAGGUGGGUGACGAGGAUUGUGACCCUGAAUGCAAUCACACCCUGACUGGAUUUGAUGCUGGUUACUGCAAGCCCAGGACACGAUGUCCUGAACAUAAACAAGGGAAUGGCGUCUGUGAACCAGAAUGCAACUGUGAGAACUAUGGAUAUGAUAAUGGAGAUUGCUGUAACCCUAGCAUCACCGAUGUGACCAAAACUUGCUUCAAUCCAGCUUCUCAUUUAAGGGCCUAUUUGGAUGUGAAGGAGCUAAAAGAGAUCCUCAAACUGGAUGGUUCCAUGCACCUCAAUAUCUUCUUCGCCAAUUCCACAGAUGAAAACCUGGCUGGAGUUGCUACCUGGCCAUGGGAUAAGGAGGCACUGACACAUCUAGGUGGCAUAGUUCUGAAUCCGUCUUUCUACGGUACAUUUGGCCACACUCAUACCAUGAUCCAUGAGAUCGGUCACAGUCUGGGAUUGUACCAUGUGUUCAGAGGUAUCUCAGAGAUCGAGUCUUGCAACGAUGCGUGUUUAGAGACCGAGCCGUCACUGGAAACUGGAGAUCUGUGUGCCGACACUAAUCCCACACCCAAAUACAAGCACUGCAGGGACCCUGAGCCUGGCAACGAAACAUGUAGCAACCGCAAUUUUAUUCACACACCCUUUAAUAAUUACAUGAGUUACACAGAUGACGACUGCACUGAUUCCUUCACGCUUAACCAAGUGGCUCGCAUGCACUGUUACCUGGACCUCAUCUACCCAUCCUGGCAACCCGACUACCGACCCCCUCCAGUCCCCAUGGCUCCCAAAGUGGUAGAACAGGAACAAGACUCCAUUACUGUGGAGUGGUUUCCACCCAUCUCUGGCCACUUCUAUGACAGAGAAGUGGGAUCAGUAUGUGAUAAAUGCGCAGAGGGUCGAGUCCUCCUGCAAUACGCCUCCAACUCUUCAUCUCCGUUCCCCUGCUCCCCGUCUGGCCACUGGAGCCCCAGAGAAGCGGAGGGACCUCCAGAUGUAGAGCAGGCAUGCGAGCCCAGUGUCCGCACGUGGAGUCCGCAUAACGGCAUGGAUCAAGAAAAGGUGCCUCCUCCCUGCCCUCUGCAAGGCUGCAUGUUACAGCUGGAGUUCGCAUAUCCUGUGGUCCCUGACUCCCUCACAGUGUGGGUGACCUUCUCCUCCCAGGAGGAAACCAUUCUGCCUGCCAUCCACAAUAUCAUCUUAUUGACUGUCAGUGGCAACAACCUGUCUCUGGGUCCCAGCAAUUUGUUCUGCGACACACCGCUGACCAUCAAGCUGGAUGUGCAUGAGAAGGUGUACGGCGUGCAGUUUUUCACCAUGGAGCAACAUUUGGAAAUUGAUGCUACUCUACUCACAUCCAAAGUCGACUGUCCGUUCUGUCGAGAAUGUGAGCCGCUGCACUAUAGGCUCCUGCGGCAGCCGGCAUUUAUUCACGCACCCCAGGGCGUCAUGCUGAGAGACUCGAUGCGAAGAUAUGUGGACAGGGAGGUUGAGUAUGGUGGGAUAUACACAUACCAGGUCCAAACCAUCUCCAGUCAGAGCAGGAGUGAAUCAUCACCUCCAUUGACACACCGUCUUGGAGCGCCAUACUGUGGAGAUGGUCUCAUCCAGAGGUCCCAGGGAGAGGAAUGUGAUGAUAUGAACACUAUGAAUGGAGACGGCUGCUCCAGCCACUGCAAGGAGGAGCCAUUUUUUAACUGUAUUGAUGAGCCCAGCAUGUGUUACUAUUAUGAUGGCGAUGGCAUCUGUGAAGACUUUGAGCGGGAGACGAGCGUGAAGGAUUGUGGCCUGUACACGCCGAAUGGUUUUCUGGACCAGUGGGCCACCUCAGUGGAAGUGUCCCAUGAAGAGAGGCUGUACUGCCCAGCCGACGUGGCUGCUGGAUAUCCUGCUAUUACUAAGACGUGCCAGUCAAAGGUGUUUGACCUUUCUGAUGGAGUGUCUCAGUAUGCCUGGUUUCCAUGUCGAGAGGCCCAGGGUGUGUCUUGGUAUCCUCAGUACUGGUUAAAGGCGUUUUUUUCACAUCCGAUGGUUGCUGCAGCCGUUAUUAUCCAUUUAGCUGCAGACGGAACCAGCUUCAUCGACCAUGCCCAGUGGAACAUUACCGUACAACUGAUCGACACCAAAGAGAGCGUCCACAGCCUAGGCGACUGGCGUUUGAGUUGCCGCACCAAUCCUUUGGUCAUCCCAGUGAAUCAUGACUUGAGUAUGGCCUUCUACCACACCAAAGCCAUUCUCCUCAUGUUCCGCUCCGAACUUGUGGCCAUCUCCGGCAUUGGCCUGCGUUCCUUCCAGUUCUUCGACCCAAUUACCAUCAGCGGCUGCCAGAGCGAUGAAAUAUACAACCCCAUGGGCCAAAGCUGCGUUCAUUACUCCUGUGAUGCUAUUGAUUGCCAAGAGCCACUGAUCCGGAAUGCAGAGGUGCAGUGCACCGACGGCGGCUACUUUAACGGAGCACGCUGCACUGUCAUGUGUAACAGCGGCUAUGUCCUACAAAUCCACAGGGAUGAUGACAUCAUCAAGAGCCAGAUGGACUCAACCGUGACCAUCACCUGUGCUGAUAGGAAAUGGAACAAGCAAGUAUCGUGUGAGCCGGUUGACUGUGGGCUUCCAGAUAAGUAUCAUGUGCACCCUGCCCACUUUGAUUUCCCAGAAGGCACCACCUACGGCAAGAAGAGCACGUUCCAGUGCAAGGAGCCUGCUCAGCUUGUGGGCACUAAUAACACUCUGACCUGUAUGGAGGACGGUCUGUGGUCAUUCCCAGAGGCUUUGUGUGAGCUCCGCUGUCCCGUGCCUCCUCCUGUGCCCAAUGCCAUGCUGCAGACCAAACGCUGCAAUGAGACGGGUCUUAAAGUGGGCACCCUCUGCAAGUACAAAUGCAAACCUGGAUACCAUGUGGCCAACAAGCCAAAGAGGAGAGCCUUUAAGCGUCAGUGCACAGAAGAUGGUCGUUGGUUAGAGGGCUCAUGUGAGCCGGUCACCUGUCCACCUCCUCCGUCUGUCUUCUAUGGUAUGUACCAGUGCACAGACGGAUUCAAGUUUGACAGCACCUGCUGGAUCCAGUGCAACAGGGCCAACAACACACUGAGACAACCACCAUGCAAACAGGGGCUCAACACCAAUGUCAUCCGCUGCAGAAAGGAUGGGAACUGGACCGGAAGUUUCCACUUAUGCCCUCAGGUGAAGGGUCAAUGCUCUCUACCUCAGAACCUGCAUCCCAACAUCCGUAUCAGCUGCAAGAAGGGCCAUGGCAUAGGGAAGGAGUGUGAGUUGUCAUGCAAAGACAAUAACAAUGAUGUGGUCAUUCUGCUGAGCAACAUGACGGCCAGCAGCAUUAUGAGACAUCACUGGAUGAACCCUCCCAAAGUCAAGCACAUAGUUUGCACCAUGGGCCUGAAGUGGUACCCCCAUCCGGAAGUCCUGCACUGCAUAAAAGGAUGUGAGAGGCCCAAGAAGAUUUAUGAAGAUGAAGAUGUAGAGGAUCUCUACACUAAACCUUUCAUGGGUGACAAUUACUGUGAUGCAAUCAACAACAGAGCCUACUGCAACUACGAUGGAGGCGACUGCUGCCACUCCACUGUAAAGACUAAGAAGGUGAUUCCGUUCCCCAUGACUUGUGACAUCCGAAGAGAGUGCGCUUGCCGGGACCCCAAUGCCUUGGAGAACCGAAAGGGCGAGCACUUGCACUCACUUGGUUAAAACGCUCCACCAAGCCGGUGUGCGGACUGGGAUAGGAUCAGAUAUUCUUCCCAGAAAUGCUGCUGCUUCACAGUUGUACCUCUCUUCUUAUAGCUGAUCAUCAUUUCCAUGUCUAAGUCUACCUGUUAUCUCUUAUAGUACAUUUGAAAAAGGAUCUCAAAUGCCAAGUCCCCACAAAGGACCAAAGUUGGUUUGUUCAUGCCAUCUGUAGAUCACUCACGAACUUUCCAAAAAAUGAAGAAAAAUGAAAGCUAGGCAUCUCGAAGGAAAUAUACUGAUUUGACCAAAGCCAGAAAAAGAAGAAACAACUUUCGACUGAUGCACUCUCUAAGUCGUUUAGAGGGCUUGAUUUGUUUUAGUUUUAUAUCAAAUCUGACCUCAUUCAUCCCAGGAAGACGUUGCAUGGCGUUUCAACCCUCAAAUGUGUCUCAUGUCCCUAUAGAAGCAGACUGCAUCCCAAAACAAGAAUGGUACGAUUGGCUGGAUAGCAAUCACAAGCUGAUUUUAAAGACUAAUCAGCAAUUAUUUGAAUGUUCCUGAAAUGAAACAAAUGUAUCAAAUAUAAUUGCACAAUGGGGAAUGGCUGCAGAUCCUGUCGCCCACUAUUUAUGUUCUGUUACAAAAUAAUUGUGAAUUAAGUUUCAUUUAAAAUGCACACAGACAGAUCCGAGCAUAAAUACGGUAAGAAUUAACUAGUUUGUUUAGCAUGGCUGCUUUUGUUGCUGCUAUGAUUGCUGCUAAUUAGUCAAACAACAGACAACAGGAAUAUGCAGGCCAUGAUCCAGUGUGUCGUCCGUCUGCCUUAACACUUACCUCUGAUCAAUUCACCCAUCAAGACAAAAGACCUCUUAUUACAGCUCAGCCAGUACUGAAUCGUAACUCGUCUAGUCCAAAUGCAAAAUAGACACAAAUUCCUGAAUGUAGAGUUCAUAAACCUUUUAUUUUACGUAAAUGCUUAGUUCACCCAAAAACUCUAUCACUUACUCACACUUUUCUGUGUGUGUGUGUGUGUGUGAAAAUGCUUUAAAAAAAAAAAAAAUCAUAAAAUAAGUACUUCUUAUCCAUAAAAGUAUUCCAUACAAGUCUUCUGAAGCCAAGCUGGUCUGGUCUGAGGAAGAGAUUUAAAUUAAAUUGAUUAUUCACAGAAAACGUCCAAAAGGUGUCAUACUUCAAUCUGACAGCAAACAUGGAAUAUACAGUAUAUGUGUGCUCUGAUGGAAGGGAAGCUUUUCAGCAAGUAAAACCAACUUAACCUUUGGUGUGUUGCUCACACAAACCCAUUGAAUCUCAUUGAAUCUGUUGCCAGUCAAAAACGUUUUUAAGGGUAACUUACAGCACAUGUGCCAAUGUUUUAACCACUUGUAUGUGUUUUUGCCAAAAAAACUUAAAAUAAUUUAAUUUAGCUUCAAUGUAAUUGGAAUGACUUUAUAUACACAAUCAGAGUAAGCGAGAGAAGAAAAAUAAUCACUUUAAUCAUUAUUUAUUACUAAGAGAUAGUUCACCCAAAAAUGAAAAUGUGCUGACAAUUUCUCCCCUCAGGUCAUCCAGUAUGUAAUUGAGUUAGUUUCUUCAUCAGAUUUGGAGAAAUGUAGCAUUGCAUCACUUGCUCAGCGAUUAAUCCUCUGCAGAGAAUGGAUGCCAUCUUUGUGCAGUACAUUAAGGAUUAUUUUGUCUAUUUUUUUUAAAAUGGACAUCACUUUGUGCAAUUGUGGAUGUAUGGUAGUUAAAUUAUAAUAACUAUGACAAUUAUGAUUAAAAAAAGAAAUAAUACCUGAAGAAAGUCAAGCAACCAUAUCAUAUUUUAUUUUGUUUGUUUGUUUAUAUAUAUUGAGUCAUAAUGUAUGUGGCAUAAAGAUUUCAUGAUUGGAUGCCGAAGUCAAUAAUUUAUUUUAUUGUGUUUGUAGUGGCACAGGUGCAGUCAUUUAGAUUUCAAAAGAAAAGAUUAAAUGAAAUUGAAGAAUAAGAGAAAGAAGAACAAGAUGUAGUAGUAAUGUUUCAGUGUUCAGUAUUUGUCUUAAUGAUCUCAGUUGCUGCACUUUUUUGGUAGCCCGUUGGACGAAAGUUUAAAAUCGCCUCUAUCAUUAGGCAGGACAAUUUGUGAGGUAAUACAGGAGGUGUUUGGAAUUAGUAAUUUUUGAUUUUCCUUUUUAUCGUGUGAUAUUAUCAUAUGCAAUAUUAUUACUGAUGGUAAUUGUGGUUCCAGUUGGUUCACAUCUGGUUUCAUCGUAAAAUGCAGAGCAAUGUGACAUGUGGAAACAUGUUAUUGGAUUGAUAUGUCCUGUCUUUGGGACCAUGGAAAACUGGCUUUAAUAUUUAUGUUUCUGAAAGUGGGAAAAUGAAUCCUCUAAAUAGGUAAUUUAUAUGUAUGUUUUUUUUUUUUUUCAUAUUGUGAGUUAGUUUGAAGGAUUUAUUAUUAUUAUUAUUAUUAUUAUUAUUAUUAAUAAUAAUAAGAAGAAAACUACAGCACCCAAAUAAAUAUGUAUGUGUGUCAAAAUAUCUAUACGAUGCAAUAUACAAUACAAUAGUACAAGAGUACAAUAUUUAUAAUAAUAACAAUAAUGUAUUAUUAUUAUUACUAUUAUUAUUAUCAUUAAUAAAGAUUUAUUUUGUUAUAUAUUCUUGGGAGAACCAAUGUAUUAAGUUGCUAUUACCUGAAAUUAUGUAAUGGUACUCAAGAUAACAGUAGUCAGCAUUUAUUGCCAAAAUGGACAGCAAAACUGAUAAGCAACCGCAUCGCCAAAUUAGCACAGACAUCAAGUAACGUGCCAAUUAUGAAAGGUCUUGUGAUUUAUUUCCUUUUUAAGUCAUUUUCUCACUCUUCUCAUACUUAUUAUACGUUUCUCCAUCACUAUGUGCAAAUAAGCAAUCCAAGAUACUAGAACCAGCUCCGAGUGCAAUUACGCCAAAUACUAUAUAUAUAUAUACUUUGCUUUAGAUGUCUAAAAGCGUACAGGUCUAAAAUUGUUUGUUGGUUUGUUAAAUGAAGUUUUCAGUGGGUUGUUUGACACUACUGUAUGCACCAUAGGAUUUCUCGCUGUACCUCAUGCCUGUAAUAUUUACAGCUUCCAUAUUUUGGUAUGUUAGUCUUUUUUUUUUUUUUUUUUUGCGUAUAUUAACAACAUAUAAAACUGUACAUAGAAGAACUAUUUAUUGAGAGUGUUAUACUUUUGUAAGUUAUAUUUUUUAUUGUUUAUGUAAGUUAUUUGUACAAUGGUCUUGUAAAUGUAAAUUUUAUGUAAAAUUUGGUUAUUGGGGCUCUUACACUAUUUUUAUUUUUAUCCAUUUCUCCUGUUGAAGACCAAAUACAAUGCUUGUUUUCUUGUGUUUUUUUUUUCAUGAAAGAUAAAAAACUAGAUUCAAGAAGAAAAUUCAAAGACAGAAUGUAAUUCAGUUACAUCUCACAGUUUAUAUAUUGCCAUUAAUCCAGUUGAGACACUAAAUAAAUGUUAUAGUAAUAUAUAUAUAUAGUUUGUUAAUGCAGCACAUUUAUUCUGUGGCAGUACCCACAAGAGAAGAGUGUAAUCAUGGUAUAUCUUGCAGUAGGUAAAAUCCAUUAUAUCAAUGAGAGUCUUUCCAAUUUGUACCAAACAUAUUGAAUAUCUCUUAAAAAUGUCCAAAAUUCAGAGCUCACAUGUAUAGCAUUGGACAGUUGAAGAGAACAUGUUUCUGUUUUUGGCCUGCCAAUAUGUUAGCGCAGGUGUCAAAAUAUGUAUGCGCAAAGCAAAUCAUCAAAAAAAGUCAACUUCUAUUUAUUUGUAUUGUUUUUGGAUGGUGGAAAAACGUUAAGAGAACAAACUAAUGGAAUUGUAUCAAGAUCUUUAUUACAGGUUCAUAUAAAUGUCUUGACCGGUUGUAAAUAGUGUUGUGAAGAAGUGUACCAGUAAAAUGCCUUGUAUAUUUAAAGAGUUUCAUUAGACACGAUACAUUUAUGAAAGUUAUUUAAAUUUGAGUAAUGCACCAUGUUCAUCAGCAUUACAGCUCCAUCAGCAUCAAGAGAUGUACUUGAAGUGUCCUUUAAUUUGAUUCACUGUUCUAAAUUCUCCUGCCAAUUCUCUUGUAUUUGUGCCUGUUAUUCAAAAACCCAUUUGUGUUUGGUGAUGCUGGCCAUGUCUGCUCUUCACAUUGAUAAUAAAUUAUAAGCAAAAUUCUGACCUCUGCUUCAUUCAUGCAUAUAAUGCAUUAUUGUUU
Messenger RNA from Carassius gibelio (silver crucian carp), 9798 nucleotides. RefSeq names its product pappalysin-1-like. Gene Ontology annotation, molecular function: metallopeptidase activity. NCBI's taxonomy places the organism in Eukaryota, Metazoa, Chordata, Actinopteri, Cypriniformes, Cyprinidae. The coding region runs from base 691 to 5610 and encodes 1639 amino acids. The record is from RefSeq and is a predicted model, not a curated record. The transcript has 24 exons.